CGCAGCUAGCCGCCCACUCUACUCCCGAUCACACAGGUUCUCAAUCGACCUUCGCUCGCCCAGCAUUAUUCUGUGAAGACGAUGUCUGGCAGGAGGUCGCGCGGCUCCGUGUCGGAGGAGGAGAUCAACGAGCUCAUCUCCAGGCUCCAGACCCUGCUCCCCACGACGCGCCGCCGCGGCAGCAGCAGCAGCCAGGCGUCGACGACGAAAAUGCUCAAGGAGACAUGCAGCUACAUCAAGAGCCUGCACAGGGAAGUGGACGACCUCAGCGACCGCCUCUCCGACCUCAUGUCCACCAUGGACAACAACAGCCCCGCCGCCGAGAUCAUCCGCAGCCUCCUCCGCUAGCUAGCCAGCUACAUGGCUACUCAUCGUCGUCAACCACACACAUCGGCUGAUUGUCCUAAGCUAGUUCAUCAUCCGCGUACAUCUCGUGCAUGCCUAGCUAAUAUCUAUAUAUACAUACAGUAUAUAUGUCUCAGUCGAUCUCUGCAAGGCAUAUAUAUAUAUACAUACAUAUAUAUAUAUAUAUAUAUGUAUAUAUAUAUAUAUACAUGCAGAUCGAUCGACAUCUAAUUAAGGACUGCAUGCUGAGGCCGGCUGGUCUAAUUCACUUUGGUAGGGCAUCAAUCAUUAGCUAGGGCCUUCACCUAAGUUCUAUAGCUGCUUAAUUAGCUCACCCUUGCAUGUGGUUUCCUCCCAGUUUCCAUCCCUCCGAUCCGCCUCUCUCAUGUUCUCAUCUGCCUGUGUAAACUUGGUUACUUAUUUGCAGUCUGGAUCGAGUUGUUUCCCCUAGAGACAACCGGCCGACCGCUAGCUACCCGUCCGGUGGUGGUACUGCUAAUAUACUACUCCUACCCAGUAUCAAUCACCCAUGAUUGUAUGUACUAUGUACUGUCGUCGCUUCGGCUGAAUGACUAUUGAUUAAUCCAAACUGAUUAUGUUAUC
Triticum urartu is the source of this 948-nucleotide messenger RNA. RefSeq names its product transcription factor ILI5. Lineage: Eukaryota; Viridiplantae; Streptophyta; Magnoliopsida; Poales; Poaceae. The record is from RefSeq and is a predicted model, not a curated record. Gene Ontology annotation, molecular function: protein dimerization activity. Gene Ontology annotation, biological process: regulation of DNA-templated transcription; regulation of growth.